AUGGCGGUGGGCGUUCUUGUUCCUGAAGGGAGCAAAGCUGAGGACGAGGGAAGAGUAGAGUAUAUAGGUCAUGAAAAAGGCUUCUGCAUGAUGUGUACAUUGGAAGCUCACAUUAACCAGGCCCUGCGUCUCUCUAAUAAGGCUGUCAAACCCAUGUCUGUUAUCAAUGGCCUUAGAAGAAUAGGAAAGCAUUUCCGCUACGGCAGUCAAGAGGAUGCCCAUGAAUUCUUGUCCUUCACCAUUGACGCUUUGCAGAAAGCUUGCUUGAAUGGAAGCGCCACGUUGGACACAUCCUCUCAAGCCACCACACUUAUUUAUCAAAUAUUUGGAGGAUACCUAAGAUCCCAAGUAAAAUGCUUGAACUGCAAAGCCGUUUCUGAUGCGUAUGAACCAUUCCUCGAUAUCACUUUGGAUAUAGAGACCAUUACAUCUGUCACCGAGGCUCUGGAACAAUUGGUGAAACCUGAACAACUGGAUGGAGAAAACAGCUAUAAGUGUAGCAAGUGCGAAAACAUGGUUCCUGCCUCCAAGAAGUACACAAUACAUCACUCCUCCAAAGUUCUCACCAUAACGCUGAAAAGAUUUUCAGCUUUUACUGGUGGCAAGAUCAACAAGGAUGUAAAAUACCCUGAAUAUUUGGAUCUUCGAGCAUAUAUGUCCCAGUCAAUGGGAGAACCACUCAUCUAUUCUUUAUAUGCAGUUCUUGUUCAUUCUGGUUCCACCUGCAAUGCAGGACACUAUAUCUGCUUCAUAAAGGCCGGCAAUGGAUUUUGGUAUCAAAUGAAUGAUGCCAUAGUGGAGCGUUCUGAUACCGAAACGGUUCUCAAUCAGCAAGCUUAUUUACUUUUUUAUAUCAGGCGCUAUGAUUUGACACUUGGAGAACGUGGUUUUUACUUACCAGCACCGUCUUACCCCUGUUCAUUCCCUGGUCAACCGGGGUCUAAUAGUAAGCAGGCUGGAUUUAUGGGACCACAACUUCCUCCUCAUAUGAUUAAGAAUUCAAGUCGUUUAAAUGGAAAUGGACCCCUAAAAGAGGAUACAAAUCCUGUGAGUAUGGCAUUAAAAAGGCCAUCUUCCGCUCCACCAACAGCUUGCAUUCAAAACUGGGCAAUGACCAGGCCUUCAGCUCCAGAUCCAUCAAAAGCCCAGAAGAUCACUCGCAGUAUUCAGAACAAAUUGCCUGAGCACCAGCCUGUGUCACAACCUGGCUGUCUUGCCAGUGCUUUGGAGAAUGAGGAUCUCAGCAAGACCGUGCCUUCCUCCACAAUUACAGAUUCUUUCAGAGCAGAGUCUACCACAAAUGCAUCUACAGUGGCAGUUGCGGCUAACAUUUCCAAACAGGAAGUUCCUGAUGAAAUGUUUGUAGAGCCAGCAGUGAAUCUAAGUCCUGCACUCGGCUCCGAUGCUACAGUCCCUUCCAGUGCGGAGUCUUCAGGAAAAUCUGAGGCGUCGAACGGCGUGUUUAAAAUGAGCUACAAAAUAUCUUCCAAUGGAAUUGUGAUUUGGAAGGUGGUCGGCACAUUGCAGAAUUCCCAUUCUUUCUGUGAGAGUGCUGAAGAAGAGAGAUCCCAUCAUGAGCUGCCACAAAAUGAUUCACUAAAUGGUGCUAUUAGUUUAGAUAUUGGAUCUAAACAAAAUGGACUGAAACUUGAUGAUUUUGCUUGCCACGUCCAACCUGCUAAACCUUCUGAGGUCUUCUCGGCUAAAACAAAUGGAUUGCUUGAAGCAAUACCUGUAGCUGAGUCACCCAUUCCUCAAGAAAUAAUCUUAGAAUCCCUGGCCUACAACCACCUGAACAGGUCGUCAGAGAAAACAAGACUUCAGGAUUUGGAUGGCUUUGUGUUUCGCAUUGACAAUGACAAUGGCGAACGGGAGGCAAAAAAGAAGAAACACAUCAGGAAACUGAAAGACUUCUCGGAAUAUUUAGGUUCUCCUCUUGAGAAGACGACACAGGAGAAGAAGACAGUACCCAUUUUUUCAGGCAACUCUUUACGUGAGCAAUAUAGAAACCAGGGCAGUGAAGAACCCUACAAGGACAGGAAGCCUUCUGGGGGAUGUGACAACAAGAACUAUGGCUUCAUCCCAUCCAGUGAGUACAUGAAAGCGUAUCUUGCGACCCGGGAGAAGCAGACCGUCAGACCGCGGCGAAACACCGGGCACACGGCCCUGGGGGAACAGCGAGACCCCUGGGGUGUCACAAACUGCGGCCCUGGGCGGACACAGACCCGACGCCUGUGCGGAGAGAUGCAGACCCUGGGGCCGCUCUCGCUGCUCCCUACAACUUGCGGUCCCCGACAUCGGGGUGGCCAGGAGUGGCAGGAAGCGUUGCUGGGCUCCGACAGCGGGGAAUGA
This is a messenger RNA of Melopsittacus undulatus (budgerigar), 2352 nucleotides long. RefSeq names its product ubiquitin carboxyl-terminal hydrolase 42-like. Gene Ontology annotation, molecular function: cysteine-type deubiquitinase activity. Lineage: Eukaryota; Metazoa; Chordata; Aves; Psittaciformes; Psittaculidae. The transcript is spliced from 14 exons. The record is from RefSeq and is a predicted model, not a curated record. Gene Ontology annotation, cellular component: cytosol; nucleus. The coding region runs from base 1 to 2352 and encodes 783 amino acids. Gene Ontology annotation, biological process: protein deubiquitination; regulation of apoptotic process.